CACGGAAGUAUUUUGGGGUGCGGACCUGAGCUUAGAGGCGUGCAGACGCAUGUUAUCAGUUUGGCGCCCUUCUCACAUUUUAGUCGGAUGUCCUGAAUAGCAGCAGAUGUGGAGGAGCAAGUUUCUUCGGGGGGCUGUCUGUCUCUUGCAAGGGGCAGAUCGCCGUUAUCCCUGUAAACGUUUUCAGCUUCAUCUCUGGAGAUAUUUCUCUUUUUGUCAGCCAUCCCUCCAUCCAUCGCUGCGGUGUUCUGUAAAGGCACCAACGGGGUAUCGCUCUGAAAUCAAAUUGAGACAUGCUGUUCCUUUAUAUUUCUAUAGAACUUUGAGAAAAGAUGCGACGUCUACAAUAGACUUCCCUCUCCAUCCCCUCACGGUGACUGACAUCAAGCAGUAUCUUCGCUCAAGAGAUAUUCCUUUCCAUGAUGGGUACAGCUGUUUGCAUGCUCCUAGUAUCUUUUUGGAACCUGGUUCUGGUAAAGAGAACCACUCACUGUUUAUCGAUAAAACCACUGGACAAUUUUCAUGCAUGGAGACUUUGGUGGAGGGGACCUGGGAGGACCUUCAGGAUUGCAUCGAGGUGAUGUUAAACGAAGGACAGACAUCGAUAAGCCCUAAUGUGCUGUUGGGUUUUCCUGAGAGUGUGGAGGAGCAUGAGGAGAGAGAGAUGGAGCUGAAAGAGGUCCAAAGAAUCUGGAGCAGCUCCGUGCCUUUCUCCGACCUCCUUGAUGAGGAGGUGCAGCUUGUCAAAACCAUGUUCCAGAUUGGUAAACUCACCAACGCCACAUUGAAAAGAUUCGGCGUCCGGUUAUUCAAACCCACUAAGAGCUUGGUGUUCCCGUGGUUUAGCGGGCGUGAUUCAAGCCUCCGGGGCGUUAAACUCCUUACUGCUGCCAUCAAAGGUGAAGGGCAGGUGGUCUACACUGAAGCUACAGUUCCAAAAGUUUCCAGCUACCACAACCUCUUCGGUCUGCCUUUAAUAGCGCACAAGGAUGUUGAGGUUGUGCUUACAGGACAUGAGUUGGACAGCAUGGCAGUAAGUCAGGCCACUGGUCUUCCGUCUUUGGCCUUGCCACGGGGCGUCAGCUGUCUGCCCCCCAUCCUCCUGCCUUAUUUGGAGCAGUUCAAGAAAGUUUCAUUAUGGCUGGGAGGAGAUAUGCGCUCAUGGGAAGCCUCAAAAAUCUUCUCCAGAAAACUUGGACUGAAACGCUGCUCUUUGGUCAGGCCGGGGGAGUUUCAGCCGUGCCCCAGCAAGGCAUUGGCACAGGGAAAGAACCUGGCACGAAUCGUCAAGGCGUCUAUUCCGGCUGCCCACAAGUCCAUUGUGUCAUUCAAGCAGCUCAGGGAGGAUGUGUACGGGGAACUGGCUAAUGUGGAGCAGGUGGCUGGGAUACCGUGGAAUAGAUUCCCUGAGCUUAAUCGAAUUCUUAAAGGUCAUCGCAAAGGGGAGCUGACUGUUUUUACAGGUCCAACUGGCAGUGGAAAGACGACCUUCAUCAGCGAGUUUGCCCUGGAUCUUUGCAUGCAGGGUGUCAACACACUAUGGGGCAGCUUUGAAAUCAACAAUGUGCGCUUGGCCAAAAUUAUGCUGACCCAGUUUGCCAACGAAAGGCUGGAGGAGAACCUGGACCAAUAUGACAUGUGGGCUGACAAGUUUGAGGACCUGCCUCUCUACUUUAUGACCUUCCAUGGACAGCAGAACAUCAAGACUGUUCUGGAGACCAUGCAACAUGCGGUUUACCUGUAUGACAUUGGUCAUGUGAUCAUUGACAACCUGCAGUUUAUGAUGGGCCAGGAGAAUCUGUCUUUUGACAAGUUUGCAGUACAAGACCAUAUUAUUGGAGCCUUCAGGAAGUUUGCCACAAACAGCAGCUGUCACGUGACCCUUAUCAUCCAUCCCAGGAAAGAGGAAGAUGAUAAAGACUUACAGACAGCCUCCAUCUUUGGGACAGCAAAGGCCAGUCAGGAGGCAGAUAACGUGCUCAUCCUCCAGGAGAAGAAGUUGGUAACGUGCCCAGGUCGUAGAUCCCUUCAGGUGGUCAAGAACCGCUUUGAUGGUGAUGUGGUCUUUCCCUUAGAAUUUAACAAAGCCUCGCUCACCUUCUCUGCCCCUGUGAAAGGUAAACAGAAGCUUCGGAAAGUCAAAGCGGACAAGAAUGACAGCACAGAGGCAACAGAGGAAAUUGAACACAAAGAAAAAAUCAAGAAAACGAUCAAGUCUACCAAAGCUAAGACGGUUAAGGCGUCUGGGCCAGGAAAGGGUCCCACGGAUGAAAAAAAUAAUCUGUAGAUUCAAGAAUGAUUUUAUAUUCUUUAAGAUGAAUUCCGUGAACAAGGUUUUGUUGUAUUAGUGAGUCAAAUAUUUCAGUCUGGAAAAUAAUUUGUUGCUUCUGAGAUGGCCAACAUAAAAUGCUGUUCGUAGUGGUUCUGGAUGGAUUGGCAUGUUGUCUUAUUGCAUAAAGGUGUAAAUGCCAAAACUGUAUGAAUGUUACUAUUUUUACAUGUCCUUGAAUAACCGGGAGAACAGGUUGUCAUAUUCAAUGUUUCAUACCCCUUCAAUUCCUUAAUAAGUUAUUUACACUGAAAUAUGCAAUUUUAUAAACAAUAUUUGUUUUCCGAAGUAUUUUCCUGAUCAGUUCAUAAAACCAGUAGAAUGGUUUAAAGCACUUAACAGUAUCAUGUGCUGUAUAGUAAUACUGUAUAAUCCUUCCAUACAUUUCAUCAAUCUAAAGUGUUAGUUUAGUCUUAGUUUUUUUUAACAAACUAAUAAGCUGUUGGAAAUAGGCUGUGAAAAUGAAUGUUAAUAAAAGUGUUC
Triplophysa dalaica is the source of this 2812-nucleotide messenger RNA. RefSeq names its product twinkle mtDNA helicase (gene twnk). Lineage: Eukaryota; Metazoa; Chordata; Actinopteri; Cypriniformes; Nemacheilidae. Gene Ontology annotation, biological process: mitochondrial DNA replication. Gene Ontology annotation, cellular component: mitochondrion. Gene Ontology annotation, molecular function: single-stranded DNA binding; 5'-3' DNA helicase activity; ATP binding. The record is from RefSeq and is a predicted model, not a curated record.